Branchiostoma floridae (Florida lancelet) is the source of this 3528-nucleotide messenger RNA. RefSeq lists its product as uncharacterized. The coding region runs from base 115 to 2355 and encodes 746 amino acids. Gene Ontology annotation, molecular function: nicotinamide-nucleotide adenylyltransferase activity; nicotinate-nucleotide adenylyltransferase activity. The record is from RefSeq and is a predicted model, not a curated record. Gene Ontology annotation, biological process: NAD+ biosynthetic process. The transcript is spliced from 15 exons. Lineage: Eukaryota; Metazoa; Chordata; Leptocardii; Amphioxiformes; Branchiostomatidae.
GCCCGGGAUUAUCUACAGAAGAAAGGAAACUUGACAGUUGUAGCAGGGAUCAUCUCGCCAAUCAGCCAUGACAAUAAAAAACAGGAACUUGUGUCUAGCCGACAUAGGGUGGAAAUGUGCAAGAUUUCUCUGCAAGAUUCCAAAUGGAUAAGAGUUGACGCUUGGGAAAGCACACAAGAUGGCCACGUCAGACCUCUAAAUCUUCUACGUCAUCACAAGACUGCCUUGGAGAGGAGAUUUAAGAUCAGCAGUCCUUGUUGUACCCAGCCAGUCAAAAAACAGAAGAAGCCUCUUCCUCCACCACCAAACAUCAACAAAGAUCUCAACGGAAAGCCAAUAGGGUGGUACAAAUAUGGCGUCGAUAUCCUACAAAACUUCUGCUGCCCGGCUUAUAUGGACCAGGAAAACCAAAAUACAGAUGAUGCCCACCAGGUCGAAAUACCAAAGAAAAAAGGCAUCACCGUUCUGCUACUGUGCAGUCAGGAAAUGCUGGAGGCUUUUGCCAAACCCGGAGUGUGGAGGCAAAACGAGGUGGUGGACAUUUUAAAGCAUUUUGGACUGGUCUGCAUAGCACGUGACGGAUUCAACCCAGAGCAGGUCAUAUAUGAGUCCGAUGUACUCUCUCAAUACAAGGAGAGCAUCCAUAUUGUCACUGACUGGAUUGAGAAUGAAAUUAUACCAACUAAAGUGAGGAGAGCACUGCGUCGAAAACAAAGCGUGAAAUAUCUUCUACCAGACGGAGUCAUCAACUACAUCAGGAAACACAAGCUUUACCAAACCAAGACCACGGACGACAAUGCAAACGUCAUCAGGAUUACAGACAACAGGGACAUCACCAUCCCAGUAGACGAGUCUAUCAUGCCCUACCAAGCACACAACAAACCCUUCUCGAAGGACAACAGGAGCGCCUCGAAAGAAUAUCUCGACGGAGAGGAAGAAGAGGAGGUUAAGAUGACCUUGCAAGACGUUGCUGUCAAGGUGACGGCAAUAGAAAGACGUGUGAGGGAGUUCGACAUGAGGGUAAGGGAAGUGGAAGACGCAGUCAACGGCAAAUUCGACCUAUACAGAUCUUCUUUCUACAGCGAAGAGUCCGGCCUGGGAGACUCCAUGUCUGAAGGAGACGUCGAUGACAUCACCGAGCUGACUGAUGAGGAAGAAGAUGAUGAAGGAAAGAACUCGGAAUCUGAGAAGGGCAUGAAAUGGACGAGACCAUCGGUCCAUCUGGGAGCAGCGGAACGUCUCGAGGUGCUCUUGAAGGAAAGCAAGGAGGCCACGUGUUUCAGUGGCAAGAAAGACAUGCACGUCCACUUCGCUGCGGAUGUUGAUGAAGGUUUUACAUCUCCGACUGACAAGUUACACAGAGACAUCCACUACUCCAAGGACUACCUGCCGAAGAGGAUCCGAAAAACACGCCUGGACCCACUUGAAAAAGACAGUGAGAACAGGUAUAUGUCAUUGAGAAAGUGUCGCCUGGAGGCAGCCCUCGGCUCUACUGAUAAGUUGAACAACAAUCUACACUUUGUGUUGGAGCCACCCGGAAGAGCUCAACCCGCCACAUGUAAAGCCGAGAGAUCCUCCCAACCAGAGGCCAAGCCAAACAACGACAACGUUGAAGAUUCCUCGGGUUCGAACAGCCUGUCGAGUGAUCGUAAAUCACCAAGGUACCACGGGAAGGUAUCGCCCUCCAAGGAGUUUUACAUGUGGGGAAUCAAAUUCUGCUCGUCUGAAAGUCUUGAUGAAGAAGCCAGCAGGGAGCGUAAAGAGAGAACAUGCCAUCAUCAUCACCAUCACCGCCGCCACAACAUGGAUAGUGAGGAACUCAGGCAGCGUGGAGGCGAGGCCGAUGGGAAAAACUACCCAGACCAUGACACCGACAAGACUGUGGAGACACCAGAUGCGAACAAAAAGGACGAAGCCACAUCAAUGGAGAAGCAAAGCAAAGUGGAAGCUGUCCAACAACAGAAUGCGGAGGAAGUUGUCGACACGAGUGGGAUUCCAGAAGUCAGGAUAACAAACUAUUCACCCAGCGAAGGACUUAGUGGCGAAGAACCCAAACAGGACCCUGUUACCGACCUCGAGAAGGACAAAGAAAUCGCAAAAAAAGAAGAAAAGUCUGAAGAUACCGUGACAGAAAAGGUGGAUGAAGAGGACGAAGGUGCGACUGCGGAACACACUACGGAACAACAGAAGAAGCGAGCAUCAUUAAAGCUGGACUUUUCCGUCAAUAGUCCGAGGAAGUCUCAUUCCGAAACUGUCUGGCACCUUAUCGAAUCAGACAAAAAGAGCUUUACCGUCAUGGUUGAUGAUGUAGACAAGAGGCUAAAUGGAGCGAUUGGGGACCCAACCUGGGUUUGACCAUUUUAGAUGGUUAUUUUCAUUUUUUAAUCAAACUUUAGUUUCCCUUUGGUAACGUUUGUAUUAUAACAAUAUACUCUAUACAUGAUGCAAUGGUGGGGUAUAUUAGGAAAAGAAGUAAAGCUUUGAGAAUUCCGAAAAUAUUCUGAAGCUCCUAUAAAUAUUGUAUUCGGAAAUAGAUUGUUAAUUUUAUGCAACUAGAGGUAAGGUAUUUCUGAAGAGAUAUUUCGUUCCCAUCAUUUCUAAGAACUAUUUGGUGUGUUCCUUAUUGUGAAAUAUAAAACUAAAACACAACUUGGGGGUUUAUUGUAAAAGCUUGGCAGAAUAAUACACACUGUAUCUGGGCAUUAAGAUUGUUACAAAAGCGUUUCUUUACGAGAAAUUCGUUUUUCUACUAAGAUUUACUUUUCGCAUUCAGUACAAUAUUUUUUUCCAGUUCCAUUGAAUAGAUCCCUUACCAUUACAAAUAGAAAUGGAAUGUUCGAAUUUGGGAAUGGUACAAUAGCAUCUUAUACGGUGUUACAUAUCAAAAGCGACGUGUAGCGACAAAAACUUAUCCCGCACUUGUUGUGCAAGUACUUCCCAAUUGCUAUUGACUAGAAUGGUGUGUAGCAAAUGUUACUUAAGCUUUCAUUAUCAAAAUAUGUAUUAUAUGCAAAAUAUGUAAAUAAGUCAUUUUGCUACAGUUAAGAACAGUAUCACCUAUAAUAGCUAUAAACAUACAAUAGACACGGCAAUGCUAAGCUAAAUAGAUUUGGUUACGUAGUUAAAUUUAGCUAGUAGUGUUACUAAGGUGUAUGCAAUGUGAGUGUAUGAUGUCAUCAAUUGCUCAUUACUUACAGUAAUAAUGUUUAUACGGCAUAGAGAUCUGAAAACUUUAGUGCGUUAAAAAGUAUGGUUCCACUUGGAAUGAUAUUCAUUGAUCUAUCUUUCUAAUAACGGUACAUAAGAUCAAUGAAUAGGAGUUAAACCAUAGAUAAAUCUAUGGCGUCUUGCCACAGUGGAUUUCAAAUCAUGAAUAGUAUCUAGCAAUGAAAUCCUAAAAUAUGAGCAUUAAAGGGCAUAGUGCACAACCAAAAUGCUUGUCCAAGCCAUGUCUUAAAGAAGUGGCUGGAUUGAACAGGAUAGAAUCGAGCAUACGCAACAAAGGAAUGUCUUUCUCUGUGUUGGUAA